Molecule: messenger RNA, 4978 nt
Organism: Culex quinquefasciatus (southern house mosquito)
Lineage: Eukaryota; Metazoa; Arthropoda; Insecta; Diptera; Culicidae
Gene: spn-E
Product: probable ATP-dependent RNA helicase spindle-E
Exons: 6
Coding region: 337-4719 (1460 amino acids)
Cellular component (GO): intracellular anatomical structure
Molecular function (GO): ATP binding; RNA binding
Source: RefSeq, a predicted model, not a curated record
ACACGACUGUCAAAAAGCAUCACAAGUUUGAUCAACCACAUUCAAAGAAGUGCGUCGUGCUCAGGAAAAAUCACGAAAAUUUCCAUUUUUCAGCCGUGAAUUUCGUACAAAUUGUGCUUCAAAACUGUGCACCAGGUGCCUCUGUAGUGAUUAAGCGUGAAAGAUUGUGAAAAUUUGCCCAAACUGAGGUGGGUCAGGGGGGAAAGAAGUAAGCUUGUGGAACAUUCGAUUGUUUGGUGUGUGUGCGCGCGUGUGUCCGUGCGUGUGUUUGCGGCAUUUUGAUUUCCAGCAGGAGCAGAAAGACAACAGGCAGGGAAGUUCCGCAGCAGCGUCAUCAUGGACGAUAUCGACGACUUUUUCGACUUUAGCAAGCCCUUCAACCGGGUGGUCAUUUCCGGCGGCUACUGCAAUGCGACCGUCGUCGAGGACAAAACUAUCUUCAACAAGAUGCCCGAGCGGGAGAAAAUGGGCAAAGAGUACGCGGAGAAGUUCAUCAAGACCGAGGAGAACCAGCUGAUUGAGGCCUUCAUGGACGAGGCAGCCGGCCCGUCGACGUCGCGCACCUCAAACCUGGAGGACGUCGACGACGAGGGCGCGUCGUUGGCCGAGGAGGACGAGGAACACACCAAGGCGCUCAAGGCCAAGGAGAUGAUGGCACCGCUCUUCCAGCGGUACAACUUCACCAUGAAGAAGAACGAUCUGCCGAUCAACUGGAACAAGCCGGAAAUCCUCGACAAGAUCCGCUCGAACGCGGUCGUCGUGCUGCAGGGUGCGACCGGUUGCGGCAAGACCACCCAGGUGCCGCAGUACCUGCUCGAGGAGGCGUUCGAGCGUAAGGAGUACUGCAACAUCAUCGUGACGCAGCCGCGUAAAAUUGCGGCCAUUUCGAUCGCGAGACGCGUCGCGCAGGAACGCAAGUGCGACCUGGGUACGCUGGUUGGGUACAAGGUGGGCCUGAAGGAACAGCACAACGAGGACACCCGGCUGCUGUACGUGACGACGGGGGUGUUGCUGCAGUCGCUGAUCAACAGCAAGACGAUGGCCACGUACACGCACGUCAUCCUGGACGAGGUGCACGAACGGGAGGUGGACAUGGACUUUCUGUUGAUUGUGGUGCGGCGGUUGCUGUCGACGAAUUCGAAGAAAACCAAGGUGAUCCUCAUGUCGGCCACGAUCGACGCGAAGGGUUUCUCGGAGUACUUUAAGAUUCCGAAGAAGUCGGGUUAUUUGAGUGCGCCCGUUAUCUCGGUCGAGCGUCCGCGGCUGCACGUGGUGCAGGAGUUUUACUUUGACGAUCUGGAGAAGUUGAAGGUCGACUUCCAGAUCGAUUACGAGGCGCCGGGCAUUAGCGAGCAGAUGUACAACAUCGCGGCGAAGCUGGUGGUGGUUUGCGAUCACCUCAAGGGGCAGGAGUUUGGCGACUCGCUGGAGUACAAACCGUCGAUCAUCAUCUUUCUGCCGGGGAUCAACGAGAUCGAGAAGAUGGAGGGCGCGCUGGAGAAGCUGAUCGCGUCGAUUCAGAACGCCGCGCAGCGGCCAAAUUUGCUGAUUAUGAAGCUGCAUUCGACGCUGCCGGCGGAUGAUCAGACGGCCGUGUUCCGCAAGCCCGGUCCGAACCAGCGCAAGGUUAUCCUGUCGACGAACAUUGCGGAGAGUUCGAUUACGGUGCCGGACAUUAAGUUUGUGAUUGAUUUCUGCCUGCAGCGCAUCUUGGUCACGGACACGUUGACCAACUUUUCCACGCUCCGUACCGAGUGGGCCUCGAAGAGUAACUGUAUUCAGCGGGCGGGUCGUGCCGGUCGGUUGAUGAGUGGUCGCGUGUACCGGCUGGUGGAUCGGCGCUUCUUCGAGAACAACAUGGACGUUUCGACGUCGCCGGAGAUUCUGCGCUGUCCGCUGGAGACGGUGGUGUUGAAGGCGAAGCUGCUGGAGAUGGGCACGCCGCCGUCCAUUUUGGCGCUGGCCAUGGCACCGCCGAACUUGGACGACAUCCGGAACACGAUUCUGCUGCUGAAGGAGGUCGGUGCGAUGUUGCGCACGGUGAAGGGGAACUACGACCAACUGGACGGGGACUUGACGUAUUUGGGACGGAUCAUGUCGAAGCUGCCGCUGGAUAUUCGCAUCUCGAAGCUGAUUAUGUUGGGGUACAUCUUCAGCGUGAUGGAGGAAGCGGUCACGAUCGGAGCGGGCAUGAAUGUGAAGAACAUAUUUUUGAAUCAAAACUCGGUCAAGACGUACUCGCAGAAGAUGUACUGGGCGGACGGAUCUGGCAGUGAUGCGAUUGCGAUUUUGAAUGCUUACACGGCGUGGAAGAGUCGUCAGGAACAGGCGGGAGAUACCGCGGACAUGUACAACUGGGCGCGGCGAAUGUCGCUGGACCGGAAGAGUCUGAUCGACAUGGCUGAGCUGAUCCACGAGGUGAAAGAUCGGUUGAACCGUUCGGGGUUGAAGCCGGUGUCGGGACCGAAUCGUGUGGUGUGGAAUGCCCGUGAGAAGACGGUCAUUUUGAAGGUGAUCUUGGCUGGAGCGUUCUACCCGAACUACUUCAUUCCGAUGUCGGUGGGUGGGAAGGAGUUGAUGGAGCGGCAGUCCUUUACGGAGUUGGGCGGACGAGACCCGUGCAACACGGUUUUCUUCACCGGAUUUGACCACGAGCGUUACAUUGGUCCGCUGUACACGGUGCAGAUCAAGAAGAUACUGAGCGAAGGUGACUACUCGAAGCAUCAGGCCAUGAAGGUGAUGUACGACCGGACCACGAACCGAAUCUUUGUCACGUUCCUGGGCACGACGGACGAGCGCGACCAGCGGGGAUCGUUUAUGCCGGGGAAGGUCCACGCGGACGUUUAUCGAGCGAUAAAGUUGCGCAAACUGGGCGCACGGAACCGGAUUACGGAGAUUCGUACGAUGCGUCAGCGGGACGCGAUUGAUUAUGCUACGAGUGCGGGGCUUGGCCACUGGGAGGACGCCAACGGUUGGGUACCGCGUCGUAAGAUCGUUAGGAACGCACAUCUGUCGGUGUUGCCGCCGAUUUUCCGCGAGAAGGUCGUCUGCCAGGUGACGCACGUUGUCCACCCGAACAAGUUCUUCCUGCGGCCGGAGGACAAUCGCAACAAGGACAUCUUCCGGGAGAUUCACACUCAGCUGAACGCUCGCCAGUUGCACCCGUUCCCGGCGGACGCCAACUUCGCCAUGGGGCAGAUGGUGGCCGCUCCGGUGCAGGAGAACCAGGAAACGUACGCCCGAGCCGUGCUGAGGAGCUAUCGCAACGUGCGCACCACGGGCAGCGUGUCGUGGACGGUGUUCUUCAUCGAUUACGGCCACACUGCCGCCAUGGAAGAGACCGCCUUCCGCCAGCUGGACGAUUCGUUGGGACAGCUCAAGGACAUCCCACCGCGGGCAUUCGAAGCCACGCUGACGGAAAUUCAACCAUCCGCCAUCAUCUCGCCACAGGGCUCGUGGACAACCGAGUCGAUCCAUCGCUUCAAGGAGCUGGUCCUCGGAAAGAUUUUCGUCGCGAAGGUCUACUCGGUCGUUGGCGUCGUGGCCAGCGUUGAACUGUCGCGAGACGAAAUUCGAAUGAACUCCGAACUAAUUCGGCUCAAGUACGCACAGUACGCCGAAGAGAGCUACAUUUCCAAGCUGGACCACGAUCACCGCGAGCGCAAGCAGCGUGAAAUCAUGAUGGACGAGAAUCUACGCAACGAAGUGUACCGCUCAGCCGAGUUGACCCAAAACACGUACGAAGACGACGAACUGGAGGACGUGAACCCACCGGAGGACAAACUACGCUGCAAGGUCGUCCUGUCGGGUCCGCACAGCCCGCUCGAAACGAGCGCAUCCGCAACAAUUCGGUCCAGCGUGAUGAAGCCGGUUUCGAUAGAAAGUGACUCGGUCAACUCGAUCCUGCUCGACUCGAACCCGCAGGACACCCACGAGAAGCUGCUAGUCGCCGGCGGAGUCAACGAGCAGGGCAACCGACUGGUGCUGCGUCAGACCUCGGUCAUGCCCAACAUUCCCGGCUUCGGCGCCAUCAUGUCGCUGAUCUUCUGCCCGACUGCGCAGCUCAAAAAGGACAAGGACGAAACACGCGUCGUCACGGUCCUCUCCGGGCUGGGCUACGACCCGAGCACCGGCGAGGCCCUCUACCCCGAGCACGACAUGGCCCUGACGCUGGACGUGGUCCUCAACGACGACGAUAUCACGAAUAUCAACGCCCUGCGCUACACCAUGGACAGUAUUCUGCACACGGGCGAGGGCCAAACCGACCCCAAGUUCGGCGACGCUUCCAUCCAGAAGCUCAAGCUCCAAGUGAAGCAGUACAUUAUUAAAAUCCUCGAGCACGAGCGGCGCUUCCUGGACCUGCGCCACGCCCCCAACGACUACAACUGGCGGUGCGAUCUGAACCUCACCGCGGGCUCGUCCUCGUCGAAAAAGAUGAAGGGCGACUUUAACAUCUACGACAAGAAGGCCAUCUUCCCGCUGCUGGAGCCGCUGAACCUGCUGCCGGUCAGCGCCAGCCAGCUCACCUUCCUCAAGAAGCACUGCCACGAGCUGCACAAGCUGGCCCACACGGACGUCCAGCUGCCCCGGCACGGCAUCACCUGCCAGCUGUGCAACAACGUGCUCGAGACGCUGCCCCAGCUGCGCAUCCAUCUGUACUCUAAGCUGCACCGGGAUCGCGAAUCGCAGAUCAAGUACCGGUCGCCGCAAAUGUACUAAAAUUUCCUUCUUUUUUUUAUCUUCGUUUCGUUUCAUUUUUUAUUUUUUUCAUUCCUUUUUGGACGCGGUUGUUCCGAGAAAGUGCGCGAGCGCCAGUCGUGGGGCAGUUUUGUUUGUUUUCCUAUCAUUUUCAACGUUUCAUUUUCUCUAGUAGCUGUUUCAUCAAAUGGCAGCGCAAACGGUUUAGCUUUCCAGAGCGAAUAUGGUACAUAAAUAAAAGUACACGAUUAUCAAGCCAAAUAAAGUGCUUUUGAUGAGA